AUGCAGGAUAACGAAUCCUUAAGGGAGUUCGUGAAGCGGUUUGGUCAAGCCGUACUUCAAGUAGAGGCUUGCAGCAUGGAUGUUGUCCUACAGAUCUUCAAGAGAAGCAUCUGUCCAGGCACCCCAUUUUUCGAAUCGCUAGCUAAAAAACCUCCUACAACGAUGGACGACUUGUUCAGACGUGCAAACAAAUACUCAAUGCUCGAAGAUGACGUACGAGCAGCCACCCAGCAAGUACUAGUUGCUGGACAAGCAUCUAGAAGUGGCACGGAAAGAAAUGCCAAACUUCCGGACCGGCCAAGGCCGUCCAAUCGAAGACAGGAGGGACCAAGUCUCCCGGAAAGGCCACCCCUCACGCCUCUUUCCAUAUCAUAUGAAAAACUUCUUCCUAUGAUCCAAGGUUUGUCCGACUUCAGAUGGCCUAGACCCCUCGGAACUAACCCAUCCAAAAGAGAUCAUAGCAAGAGAUGUGUCUUCCACAAGGAACAUGGCCACACAACAGAGACAUGCAGGUGCCUCCAGGAUCUGGUCGAAAGGCUCAUUAAGGCGGGACAUUUAAAACAAUACCUCCGCUCAGAUACCAGAGGUAGAUACGCUUUCCAAAAUCAUAAUUCUGGAGCCCCUAGAGCCCCAGCCACCCCCAAAGCCGUUAUAAACUAUAUUAACGGAGGCCCAUCUGACGAGGAGUAUGACUCUAAACGAAAGAGACAAAAGUUGUUGCGGGCUGCAUCACCGCCCAUUCUGAGCAGCCCCAUUCCUAAAGAAAAAUUGUAUAUGUAUCUGGCUGUAUCGGAGUGGGCAAUCAGCGUUGUUCUGUUCUGCUGCCCCUCACCUAAGGAACAGAAGCCUAUCUACUACGUCAGCAGAACAUUGGCGGACGUAGAAACCAGAUAUUCAAAAAUGGAGCUAACAGUCGGAGCGCCGCCCAGAAGCUCCGCCCCUAUUUCCAAGCCCACCCGGUGGUCGUGCUAA
Molecule: messenger RNA, 972 nt
Organism: Vitis vinifera (wine grape)
Lineage: Eukaryota; Viridiplantae; Streptophyta; Magnoliopsida; Vitales; Vitaceae
Exons: 2
Coding region: 1-972 (323 amino acids)
Source: RefSeq, a predicted model, not a curated record